UACUGGCUUCGUCCUUGAUCGCUUUACCUCCCCGCGAUUGCCGCCGCAGCCGCACGAGUCACCUCUCGCCUGCCUCCUCGCCGUUACCCCUGCGACCAUCUAUGGCCACUUUCACCGGAGCACCGCUCCCGCCAGCCGACCCCGGGGCGGAGAAGCCACUCGCCCGCUCCGCACCGGCGACUGCUCCUUCGGACCUCGCGAACCCAGGGAAGAAGAUACGCCGCCCGGUGCCGAUGACGGACGAGGAGCGGAACAAGAUCAAGGACCUGAAGGAGCAGCACCGGUCAGGGAUGGAGGGGUUACGAGAGUCUUUCCAGAUACACAAGGAGCUGCGGCACCACCACGACGAACUCCUCUUCCGGCGGAGGUGCCUGGCCGCACGUCUAGUCAGCCGAAUCGCCUUCCAGCGCCAUGAUGCUGCCUAUAUCAAGCAUCAGCGUGACCUUGGCUUGAAGCUGGGGGAUAAGUUGCCGGAGGAGCUCAAGAAGAUUGGGCCACCAAUGGGGGCGGCGCUCGUAAUGUGGGCUGAGAUGUGCAGGGCCCUGAACAUAGGCAUGGAUAGCUACAUUGCUGAGUGCGACAAUCCGGAGGCGUUCCGGGGGAGGAUGAGGUCGUUGGGGCUCAUUCGUGAUGAGAAGGCAGCUCCGCAUGAUUGUGUUGCCCCCCAAGAGUAGGGAUUAAUAAGUCUGUUUGCUUGGUGUGGAUUAGUGCUUGUUUAAUCCUGGGAACGAAAUGUGUUGGGGAUGGGUUCUUGUUUAAUCCUAUUGUGCUCAUGAUGAUUUCUUUGU
Triticum aestivum (bread wheat) is the source of this 788-nucleotide messenger RNA. RefSeq lists its product as uncharacterized. The coding region runs from base 102 to 674 and encodes 190 amino acids. Lineage: Eukaryota; Viridiplantae; Streptophyta; Magnoliopsida; Poales; Poaceae. The record is from RefSeq and is a predicted model, not a curated record. The transcript is spliced from 2 exons.